Molecule: messenger RNA, 695 nt
Organism: Eufriesea mexicana
Lineage: Eukaryota; Metazoa; Arthropoda; Insecta; Hymenoptera; Apidae
Gene: RpL13A
Product: ribosomal protein L13A
Exons: 6
Coding region: 59-673 (204 amino acids)
Biological process (GO): negative regulation of translation; translation
Cellular component (GO): cytosolic large ribosomal subunit; ribosome
Molecular function (GO): structural constituent of ribosome; mRNA binding
Source: RefSeq, a predicted model, not a curated record
CGGUAAGAGGUCGCGUACUUCUUAACGUUCAUGGAUCCUUUUCCGGUAGGGUGACAAAAUGACUGGCUUCAGUAAUAAGCCAAUAUUAAUCGAUGGCCGUGGCCAUUUACUUGGUCGUUUGGCUGCUAUUAUUGCCAAAACGAUCCUACAAGGUAAUAAAGUAAUUGUUGUUCGUAGUGAACAACUUAACAUUUCUGGCAAUUUCUUCAGAAACAAGUUGAAAUUUAUGUCAUUUUUACGCAAAAGAUGUAAUGUAAAUCCAGCUCGUGGACCUUUUCAUUUUCGUGCUCCGAGUAAAAUACUUUGGAAAACAGUUCGUGGAAUGAUCCCACACAAGACACAAAGAGGAAAGGAUGCUCUCAGGAGGUUGAAGGUUUAUGAAGGUUGUCCACCACCAUAUGAUCGCAGGAAACGUGUCGUUGUCCCAGGUGCCAUGAGAGUUAUGUGUCUUAAACCUGGUAGGAAGUACUGUCAUGUAGGUAGAUUAUCUCAUGAAGUUGGAUGGAAAUAUAAGGCUGUGGUACGUACAUUGGAAAACAAGAGACGUGUCAGAUCGAUUUUGGAAGUUCAAAAGAGAGAUAAGCUUAAGAAACUCACCAAACAAGCUGGACAAACAGUGGCAAAGGCUACUGCUCCAUACACAGCUAUUAUUAAUAAUUUUGGAUACAAUUAAUAUAAAAAUUGUAAAAAUAAUA